This is a messenger RNA of Erpetoichthys calabaricus (reedfish), 5687 nucleotides long. It is a transcript of the gene tm7sf3, whose product is annotated as transmembrane 7 superfamily member 3. The transcript has 12 exons. The record is from RefSeq and is a predicted model, not a curated record. Lineage: Eukaryota; Metazoa; Chordata; Cladistia; Polypteriformes; Polypteridae. The coding region runs from base 270 to 1979 and encodes 569 amino acids.
GCAGGCUGGAAGAAGCAGAGGCCCGCAGCUUAUUGCAGGGAGUGUUCUACUUCCACGCAAGAAGCGAGGAGGCGCGGAAAUGCUUCACCCGCCCGCAAUGCCAAGUGCUCACAUUGUGCGCAGCGGCAGGGAGAGGGAGGCGGAGAAGGAACGGAGUCCAGCGAGGCUGCUGCCAAGCUUGCCGCUGUCGUGUUCGUUCAGUGGUGAGACGAAAGAAGCUUAAGUCGUGAACGACUACAAUAGGAUAUCCAGUUUCAUCGUGGGAUAAAAUGGCAUCGCAAAAACGACCGCAGUACCAGUGGCGAGGAAGGCAACUGUCGUUGAAGGGAUUCUUACUAACUCUUUGUGUAUUCUGUUGUAAGCAGGCAACGUCCCAACCAUCUGCCGGUGUUAUUGAAUUUAGGCUGAGGGAAUUUAUGAAUGUGACUAUAUUACCAGCCCACGUGUUGGAGGCUAAGUUGAACCAUAUCCCAGAAGAUGAUGCUUUUCUUAUCUUCCAGCUUCACACUCAGUUUCUCAAUGCUAACAUCUCCUUCAGUUUGGAUUAUGAAGUAAACUCAACUCAGAAAGGCAGUGAUGUAGGACUUUUUUUUCCUCUGCAACCACUGCAGAACUCAACAGUUUGGUACUUAACUUCAGCAGAAAACAAGCCAAUAAACUGUACUGCAGUGAUUCUGCCCUACAGAAGCAGAGAUCCUAUUCCAGGAGGCUGUAAUAAUGGGAGUAAAAUAAGUGAUCCCAAUAUUUAUGUAAGCUAUAAUUUGUUUGAGACGACCAUUUCUUUUGAACCUGCCAGUACUGGAUAUGCAAGGGGACAGACCACUUCACCUUGCAGUACCCUUGGCAGGCAGUUCCAGUAUGAAGUUUACCAGUAUCUCCUUCCUGAAAAUAAUUUAUCUGAAGAAGUUUUGAUUUACCAUCUUCAGAGAGUGGUGGUUGAUCAAGGGACGGCAAAUGGAAAACCAAUUAAAUCUCUAAAUGCCAACGAAGAAACCAGAGUGUCUUUCAACUCUGUUCCUGGCCAAGGAGUCAUCUUCUUAGUGAUUGUGAAAGAUAAUCUUUUGAACACAUCAUCUUUGUACCUUCCUGCUCAUACCUAUGCCUGUGAUUUUGCUUUAAUUGUGGACAACUGUUACACAUUGGGAAAGAUUUCUACAAAGGUUUUUUUCAUCUUUACUGGUAUUGCUGGAUUGUUUAUUUGCUUCUUUGGUCACAGAUACUUCAAAUGUGAGCUGUUUUUUAUGGGAUUUUUGCUGUCUGGCAUCAUCUUUUUUGCCGUUAUCACCAAGACUUCAUCUCUGAACUAUGAUGCUCGCUUAGGAUUAACUGCAAUGAUGGGAAUCAUAUCGGGAGCCCUUGUGGCACUUUGUUGGUGGAGAUUUGGUUCUGUCAUCAUGUGCAUGGCAAUGGUCAGCAUUAUACUGGGAUUAAUUCUAGCAUCUAUCAUAUUCUUCACUCGGUUAGGGGACCUCAACAUUUUCCAGAGUGAUAUCAUUUUCUGGGCGCUCUUUUGUGGUAUAACCCUUAUUGUCCCAUUGUUAUUCAUUUGGUGGCCAAGAGAGGGAAACAUCAUAGCCUGUGGAGUUGUUGGGGCAUAUGGUGUAGUUUUGGCUGUCAACACCUUUACUUAUACCACUUUUGCGUACAUCACCUUCAACACUCUAAAGCGAGCCUUAAAUGAUGAUUUCAGCAGAAGUUUCACUAACGUACACUUUCAGAAUAUUGAUUUUGUGAUGUUGACUGUGUGGGUCUGCCUUGCUGGAAGUGGAAUUACAAUUCAGUACUGCAGGGAAAGGAGUUACCCUCUGUUCCCACCAAACCCUUAUAUGAUAUGGAAGCAGGAGCAAGAGCGAAGGAAGACCAAUAUUCUGGACCCCAGCUAUCACAUUCCCCCACUGCAAGUACGCUUGAAAAACAAAUUGGAGGACCUUUUUAAAAGAGAAGAACCAACAGGAGAGAGAACUCCACUGCUUUUGUAGCUCCUUCUAGAGCUUAAAAUGGCUUGGUGUUAUUGUCCUGUCCUAAGGAUGGCAUUAAUAUGGCACCUUUCAUGGUGAACCUUCUUCCAACUGACUUACUUUUACAUUCUGUAUGCAAGUGGGUUCAGCAAUUUGUGCCUUUAUGGAGUUUCAAAGUGAAUGUCCCCUGUCCAUCAACUGUAACAACGGAGAUGUUAAGUGGGACAUCAGUUCAGGCACUUGUUGGCAUGCUACUGAAGCAAGAGGGGACAAACCCAGAUAGCCCGAAGAGUCACGCAGGCUGGGAUAUGCUUAGAUGGUUGUUGGCACAUCUGUCAGUGUGUUAAACAGUUGAGAGCCUCUGACCACUUUGGAUUGCUGGGACUGAAAGAUCAAGAUUGAAUCGGUGUGGAAACUUCUUCAUACACCAAAUGCCUUGUUGUCAUAAUGACUUAGGGCUACUACAGUUUUAUAAAAUAUUUUAAUAGAAAUUCUAUUGAUUCCUGAGCACUUUCAUUUAAGAAAAGAAAAUGUGCUGGUAAGAUGUGGUAGUCUGUAAUUCUGAACUCUAAACAGAUUUCUUCAGAGUAACACCAGGAGUUCCUGGUGAGCCUGCACACAGUUUGAUUGUAAACAUUUUAUAAAUACAUUUAAUACUUUGUGUCUAAAAGGUUAACUCUAAUGCAUUUUCCACUUGCUACAUUUGGGAAUGAACAUGUUAAAAUUGAAGAAAUGUUUGUGGCAGAUGUAAUGAUUAUUAAUGUGCCACAUUUCAUGCAGAAGUCUAUCACAAAGACCAAAAGUUGUAUUCUACCUCUUCAGAAAUGUUCAUUCACCAUGAGCGACUAUUUAGGCACUUGCAUGCAUGCAAUGAAAGACAUUUCAGUACUCAGCCAGCUUUAUUUCGAACUUCUGGCUAACAUUACAUUUUAUAAACCAUUUUGCAGCAGCUAGUUAUAAUUUUUUUCCCCAUAUGAGAUACACCUGAUUUCUACUGUCACAUGGCUUUGCUUAUGAAUGGUAUGGAAACGGGGUAAGGAGUACAUCAGGCAAGUUGCUUUGUGUUUCUUUAAUGUGAACUUCUGUAUUUUAAUGCAUUUUUAUUUAUUAUGUCAAUGGAGAGUGGAGACGUGUUGCUUGUUAGUCUGAAUUUCACUGGACUCUCUGACAACACAGUACUGCUACAGAGCAGUCUAACAAAUUACAGCCCCAAUUCCAAAAAAGUUGGGCCGCUUUCUAAAAUGCAAAUAAAAACAAUGCAAUGAUCUGCAAAUCUCAUAAAUCCAUAUUUUAUUCACAAUUGAACAUAGAAAACCUCAAAUUUUGGAAGUGAGACAUUUUACUUUUUCAUGAAAAAUAUUGGCACAGUUUGAAUUUGAUGGCAGCAACACGUCUCAAAAAAGUUGGGGUGGAGGCAACAAAAGGCUGGAAAAGUAAGUGGUACUAAAAAGAAACAGCUGGAGGAACAUUGUGUAACUACCGUAUAUACUUGUGUAUAAGUUGGGUCUUGAAACCCGAAAAAUCAAUCGUAAAAUCAGACCCCGACUUAUAUGCCUGUUCAAAAAUGCGACAUUUAUUUUACAUCUUCUUGCUUCUUCCAAUCUCACAUCAGUUUUUCAGACGCAUAGAAUUUUGUUGCAGCAGCGCAGUUACCAAUUGCUUUUGCCACUUUUAAUUUAAAACCAGCUUCAUAUUUUCUUCUGAUCGAACACUCCAUCGUAGAUAAGGGAUGCACUUACGAUAAAGAUGUAUGAGGGUGUGUGAUACAAAAAACACAAAUAAGUACAAAUGUCACUUUGGAAUAGUUUGGGUAGUACCAUGUGGUCAUGUAAGGUACAAUACAUACUGUAGAGAAAAAAAAAAAAGGCCGUGUGCUCCUUGGUUACUCUCUCAGGCGGGUGUUAGCAUAGCAUACUCACUUGGACCAAUAGCGUGAGUUUUCUGCAUUUGACUUAUACGACCGACAUUAUAAACUACCACAAAUUAUUUAUUUUUUUUCUUUAUUUCGCCUUAUACAAUUUCUUGUGUUAGGAAUUUGGUAGUUUUCGCAUACCCCUUGGGGUCAGAGCGCAGGGUCAGCCAUUGUACAGCGCCCCUGGAGCAAUUACAGGUUAAGGGCCUUGCUCAAGGGCCCAGCAGAGUAGGAUCUCUUUUGGCAGUGACGGGGAUUUGAACCAGCAACCUUCGGGAUACCAGCACAGAUCCUUAGCCUCAGAGCCACCACUCCGCCCUAAUAUAUGUGAAAAUCAAGCCCCGACUCAACUGCUGGAGAACUUAUCUGUGAGUAUAUACGGUAAUUAAGUUAGUUGGCAACAGGUCAGUAACAUGAUUGGGUAUAAAAACAUCUGAUAUGUUUUCAAUGUUCUAUUGUGAGUAAAAUAGUGGUUUAUGAGAUUUGCGAUCCAUUGGAUUGUUUUUAUUUACAUUUUGCACAGCAUCCCAGCUUUUUUGGAAUUGGGGUUGUAAUACAGUGCUGCCUCCACUGGCCAUUUUCUGCUUUACAUAAUUGGAGACUGUUCAGAGGUGUGCCACAAUGAUAAUGUAAAAUGUGUCUUCUGAUAUGAAACUUUUUUUUGUCACCUAUCCAUCUGUUCCUUUCUGUUGUACUGAAUCCAAUAUAAGCUAGUGGGGAGAUGCAAAAUACAAUGUAUGGGUUGGCUGGAGCUGUUUGUGUAGCUUCUAUGAGGAGCUAAGCAAGGUGGAUUACACUGGACAACAAAUUUGUUUAAAUGUUUUGCUUCCUGAAAAAUUUUAGGUUAUUAUGAUAGACGUUCAGAUUGACUUUUAUAAUGUGGACAACUGGAGAAACAGGACUUUAUUUGAAUUUAGUGUGUUUAAUCACUUAAUGAUGCUGACAUGUUGCAUAAGUUCUGAUGAGCUAAAAAUGUUCUGCUUCUGAUUUUGGUUUGUACUCCGCAUCUAAUAUUCCUUGAUCGUUGGCCAGCAUUGACUGCACUUGCCCUGAUCCCACUUUUCAUUUGAUGCAAUGUACUGGUAAAGCUUUUCACCAUGUUCAUCAUCGAGUGCCCCAAGAUUAACAGGGAAGAUGUCCAAGUGUGAAUACAGAAAGUGAAUUUUAGCGACAUGGUGCACUUCAUGGGUUUUGUGUGAUUGAAGCAUGCUGUCAAACAGCUGGACGUAGUUUGGUUCUCUGUAGUGGCUAAGAAACGUCAGCCACAUCUCUGAAUGCCUUCCAUGUGGGUUCCUCCAGCCCCACUAUCAGAUCUUAAAACCACUUGUCACUCUUGACAUUUCAGAUUUGUGAACCAAAUGUAUUCCAUUGCAAAAUGAGAACAGCGGUUGCUCCUUAUCUUUAGAUAGUUCACAAGUUAAGAAAAUGAGUAGGACAUUUUGAAAUGUACCUAAGAGAUUGUAUGCAAAGGACCACACACUUAACAGAAAGAGAGCAGGCUGAGGUGGGGAAAGUUGGCACUGAUGAGGGAAACCAGCAUUUUUUCAAAUAUACUUGCAUUAGAAAAAAGGUUCAUGCAAGACACUUUUAGUGUGUUUUGGAAAGAAAUGUACAAUAUGAACUAAUGUUUAUAUUGGAACUACUAAAUAAUAAUACAACUAGCUGUGGCUUCACUAGAACCAAAACCACACGCUUGUCUAUGCAAUAUGACUUACCAUUUCUGGAAAUAUGCUGCUACCUGUACAGUACACUCGCCAGAAUAAGCACUUGCUUUCCAAAAAUAUGUUUACUAACAAUAAAAGAGUGAUGAAAUAUCA